Molecule: messenger RNA, 1350 nt
Organism: Dibothriocephalus latus
Lineage: Eukaryota; Metazoa; Platyhelminthes; Cestoda; Diphyllobothriidea; Diphyllobothriidae
Source: the annotation of a GenBank genome assembly
AUGUCCAGCGCUUACUCGGCCGCUUUAAUUUCUCAAAAGAAAUUCCUAAAAGACCUCCGAACCCUGCAAUUCCAUCUACGCUGUCUAGAAGAUGCUCGUGUGGGCGCCUACAAUGAUGGCGAACAGGAGUUCACUUAUAUUGGCAUGCUGACUGACAAGAUUGGCGCCUACUGUAAGAUGUCCUCCCUGGACGAGGAUUCCGAGAAGAUGGACCUAGCUCUGCAGGAGUGCACCAUGUUGGAGCUGGCCAGCACCUACGUCACCUACCUCCAGUUGGAGUAUGUUAACACAGCUCUAAAGUCUGCUCGCCUAACCGACGAAAAUGAGUGGCACAUCAAGGAGAAUAAAAUUUUCAAGUCGCGCAUUCAGAAUUUACAGGAGAAAAUCGCAGGAGCCGACCAGGACAUGCAACGUUACCUCCUCCUCUGUCAGAUCAGACAGAGUGACAUGACCAAGGGUGACUUGGUCAUGGUCAGUAAUUCCGUCGAGGGCAACUUGGCUAUUGAUAACAACAUUCUCUCUGUACUCUCCGUCUCCCUGAAGGCCUUCUAUCCACUGGCUCUGAAGUAUGUGAAUGCUGGUCGCUACGAUCCGGCCACCUCCCUCUGCAAGAAGAGUCAGAAUGGAAAACUGUCGAAUGCUGAUCAGGCGCUGAUUGAAUACAUUCUCGGCGAAAGUACCCUCAGACAGAGACAGGCGGAGGAGUCCUGUAAGCACUUCGAAAACGCUCUUGCCUUAAUGUCAAAGGCGCAGGGUGCCGAGCACAUCUGUUUGGUUCCCCUACUGCGCGGCCACGGCAAGGCUCUACGCCUGCUGCAGAACUACGAGGAAGCCAUUGGGCAGUUCAAAAAGGCCUUAACCAUCAAAAUGACCGCGGAUAAUGCCGAGGGUCCAGUCACCUGGGCCAUCAGAACGGACGUGGCUAGCUGCUGGCUGAAACUGGGCAAGGUAGAUGAGGCCUCAAACCUGCUCAUUGCUUGCCUCGAACAGGCUUCAAAAGUACUUCACGCCUGUGAUAACAUCGUCCUUCUGAUGAAGAAUUACAUUGCAAGAUGCUAUUUGCAACUGAAACAGGAGAAGGAGGCCAUGAUGAUAAUUAAGGUGCUACUAGCGGAGGCCUUCACCCACGAGGGCUAUCCGGCCAUCUCUGAAGUGUUGAGGCAUCCCGAUACUUAUCAGGUCAGCGAUGGUGAAAGCCUGGUAGGCGUAUGUCAGCAGACCAACAGUCUCCUGGAACUGUUCACCUACCAGACACUGAUUAAGAUCUACAGAAUAACUGGUAACGAAUUUGCCGCAGAUCUGCUUGAUCAAUAUGUCCACAUACACUCGGUCCACUAUGAAAUUCAGUAA